Molecule: messenger RNA, 1530 nt
Organism: Phodopus roborovskii (desert hamster)
Lineage: Eukaryota; Metazoa; Chordata; Mammalia; Rodentia; Cricetidae
Gene: Gpr152
Product: G protein-coupled receptor 152
Exons: 1
Coding region: 1-1530 (509 amino acids)
Biological process (GO): G protein-coupled receptor signaling pathway
Cellular component (GO): membrane
Molecular function (GO): G protein-coupled receptor activity
Source: RefSeq, a predicted model, not a curated record
AUGGACACUGCUCUGGAAGCCAACCUGGGCGCUGCUGGCCACGGUCCCCGCACAGAGCUCAAUGAUGAGGACUACUACCCUCAGGGCAGUUGGGACACAGUCUUUCUGGUAGCUUUACUGCUCCUGGGACUGCCAGCCAAUGGGUUCAUGGCAUGGCUGGCUGGCUCGCAGGCCCGGCACGGGGCUGGCACGAGACUGGCUCUGCUCCUGCUCAGCCUGGCCCUCUCUGACUUCUUAUUCCUGGCAGCAGCAACUUUCCAAAUCCUGGAGAUACAGCAUGGAGGGCACUGGCCACUGGGCACUGCCGCCUGCCGCUUCUACUACUUCCUAUGGGGUGUGUCCUACUCUUCCGGCCUCUUCCUAUUGACAGCCCUCAGCCUGGACCGAUGCUUGCUGGCGCUGUGCCCACGCUGGUACCCAGGGCGCCGCCCAGCCCGUCUACCCCUCUGGGUAUGUGCUGGGGUCUGGGUGCUGGCCACACUAUUUAGUGUGCCCUGGUUGGUCUUCCCCGAGGCUGCUGUCUGGUGGUACGACUUGGUCAUCUGCCUGGACUUCUGGGACAGCGAGGAGCUGCCUCUGCGGAUGCUUGAGAUCUUGGGGGGCUUCCUGCCCUUCCUCUUGCUGCUGGUCUGCCACGUGCUUACCCAAGCCACUGCUUGCAGGACCUGUUGUGGGCACCAGCCUAGGACUAUGGCCCGCCAUGGCUUUGCCCGUGUGGCCAAGACCAUUCUGUCAGCCUAUGUGGUUCUGAGGCUGCCCUACCAGCUUGCACAGUUGCUCUAUCUGGCUUUCUUAUGGGAUGUAUACCCUGGCUACCUGCUCUGGGAAGCCCUGGUCUAUUCUGACUAUCUGAUCCUGCUCAACAGCUGCCUGAGCCCUUUCCUGUGUGUGGCAGCCAGUGCUGACCUCCGGGCCCUGCUGCGCACUGUACUUUCCUCCUUUGCAGCUGCUGCCUGUGAGGAAUGGCCUGGCAGCUUCAUGCCAGCUGAGCCACAGACCCAGGUGGCCUCUGUGGGCCUAACUCCAUCAGGACCAACAGCUGAAGGCCAGCCACAAUUGGAUCCCCUGGUCCAGCCUGAGGUGAGCCCCUCAGUCCAGCCACAGUCAGAUUCUGUGGUCCAGCCUGAGGUGAGCCUCUCAAUCCAGCCACAGUCAGAUUCUGUGGUCCAGCCUAAGGAGGACUCCCUCAUCCAGCCACCAUUGGAUCCUAUAGUUCAACUUGAGGCGAACCCUUUUACUCAACCACAGUUGGAUUCGAUGGGUCAACCUCAAGUGAACCCUUCAGCCCAACCACAGUCAAAUUCUGUGGUCCAGGCUCAAGUGGACUCCCUGACCCAGCCACAGUCAAGCACAGAGAUCCAGACCCCUGCCUGUGGGGCUGAGUCAGCCUCUAACCCUGGUGAGGAAAGCACCCCCAGCCCAGAUCCCAUGCCUGGGGCCCCUGAGAACCUAGACAAACCAGCUGUUCCUGAGGGAGAAAGCCCUACCAAUGUCACACCAAAAGAGGCCCCCAAAGUAGGCCCCACUUGA